Vespula pensylvanica (western yellowjacket) is the source of this 4565-nucleotide messenger RNA. Its product is annotated as NPC1-like intracellular cholesterol transporter 1. The transcript is spliced from 10 exons. The coding region runs from base 913 to 3810 and encodes 965 amino acids. Gene Ontology annotation, cellular component: membrane. The record is from RefSeq and is a predicted model, not a curated record. NCBI's taxonomy places the organism in Eukaryota, Metazoa, Arthropoda, Insecta, Hymenoptera, Vespidae.
AUAUCCUAUAUGAUAUAUACACAUAUAUAAAUAUAUCUCUACUUGCUGGAAAUAUGAUCUGGUAAUCUACAACGCUCUCAUGAUAUAUUUCUGACACGCGGACUACACGCGAGGGUGUUUAAUUCAAUGUAAAAUUAAAAUCAUUCCCCCAACACCCUCAGCAUGCUCAGGAACCUUAUCAUCGCCCUUCCAUCGUCGUUCAGUAUGAGUCUCUCUCUCUCUCUCUCUCUCUCUCUCUCUCUCUGUCUAUCUAUCUAUCUAUCUUCUGAAGAUACGCAGGAAAUGGGGUGUUUAAUGUUAGGUGGCCGAGUCUGACCCCUUGGUUCUACACGUUGUCGAUAGAGAGUCCAAGAGGAGCGACAAAAUGGUUCAAGAGAGUAAGGGAGAGAGAGAGAGAGACAGAAAGAGAGAGAGAGAAAGAGAAAGAGAUAAUGUUUGAUUUGUUGAUUGAUUGCCGGUAUCAAACGUGUUUUGAAUUAUAUAUUUGUAAACAUUUAUUUGGAAUCAUUUACAACUGUCUCUUUGAUUUAUAUAUUCUUAUUUCUAAAAUAGCAUUGAGUAAUAAAGAGUUCUAUAAAAAUUUUGCAAAUAUAUAUUUCUAAUGGAAUCUUAUCGCGGUUUUAAUAUCGUGAUUGGAAUCAAUGAUUUUAUUGAUUAUGUAUACGAUAUAAAUUGUUUUCUAUGUUAGUUUAUAUGUAGAGGUUAUGAUAGUGUGAAUUAAUAAGAGUAAAGUCCGCAAGUCCCCUUUAUGUGAUAUACCUCUGACGUUACCAUUGUGUGAUAUUCUUUUUGUCAUAUAUUAGUAUUAGAUCAUCGAUGCUCUUACCAGUUUAAUAUGUAAAUAUCCAAGCUAUAGUAUCUAUAAAGGAAGAUAAUCUAUUACGAUUUAAAUUUUUGCUUCUAACAAAAAAAAUGGAGAUACAAAAAAGAACUGCUAAAAGAAGAUCUUUCAGGAGUAUCAUGCAUCGCAUACCAGAACGUAUAUCGGAAAGAGUAGAGCGGUUUUUUUAUAUUUUAGGAUCAAGAAUAGCUCUACGACCACAGAGAUGGUUAAUAGGAAGCGUUAUGAUUAUCUUAUUUUGUCUUGGUGGAUUAUAUUGGUUUCGACAAGAGAAAAGUCCAUUAAAACUUUGGAUUCCUCCUAACUCUGAUUUUGUACAUGACACAGAAUGGUUUUUAUCUAAUUUCGGAGAAGGACAAAGAGUACAGAAUAUAAUUUUGACAGGAGACGAUGUUCUGCAGCCAGAAAUACUCGUCAAGUUGAAUGAAAUUACAAAACAAGUGAUAUUGAUCGAAGUUCCUGCUAAACGUACAUUCAUUUCAUGGACAGAUGUGUGCUUAAAAGUACCUUCUAUAACAUCUCAUAUUCGAAAGACAAGGAGUACAGAUCCUUUGGAAGAUGACUUUUUUGAAGAAGAACCUGCGGUAAAAUUAAAUGAAACAGAAUUCGAACCAGCGGUUCACGCAGAUACUAAAUUAUAUUGUAGUAUAUAUGAAAGUUUACCAAGAGCUUGUUUUGUACAUAGUAUUCUUGAUAUUUGGGAAUAUGACAGCGAUCAGAUCGAGAAACAAACCAAACAAGAUAUCAUUACGAAGAUAAAUACUAUUAAAGUCAGUCCUACGCUUGGUCAUCCUAUGAAUUUCACUGAUCUCUUAGGCGAAAUUACGAGAGACGAAAAUGGCAGAAUCGUGUCAGCCAAAGCAAUCAAAACACAGUUCAUGGUGCGCGUGAAUUUUUCCAAUAUAGACAUGGAUACAUUUGGAAAUGAUGCUGGAACAGCUGAUUGGGCAACAGAAGAAGCAUUGAAAUGGGAAUUGGGAUUUCUGCGUACUUUAGAAGAAGCUUCCACAGAAUUGAAAAAUUGGAACAAGGAUAAUUAUCCGAAUGAAACAUUGGGAUUAUUUUACGAAGCAGGUAGAAGUUUUGGAGACAUCAGUUCGUCGACCUUGUUUCAAGAUAUAGACAAACUAGCGAUAGGAAUAUUGUUGAUGUUUUUUUACGUUCAAUUCAUUCUUUCUAAUUUCAACUGGGUAGAAUGGAGGUUUUGUCUAACCGCAACUGGAUUACUUUGCGUUGGUGGUGCCUUCAUAAUAUCCAUAGGUAUAUGUUCCGUAAUUGGAAUUCCUUACGGUCCAGUACAUACGUCCUUACCAUUUAUGCUACUGGGCCUUGGAGUAGACGAUUUAUUCGUAAUGAUGGCGUCUUGGGAGCAAAUACAUUCGUUCGAAGAAAACAGAAAAAAAAUAUUACAUGAAAGGAUAGGUCUUACGUUGGGUCACGCGGGUUCUGCCAUUUGCAUAACAUCGUUUACCGAUGUCGUCGCAUUUAUUAUCGGUGCGUCGACGAUAUUACCGUCCCUUCAAUCAUUUUGCAUCUACGCAGCGGUCGGAGUUCUCGUAACGUUUUUAUUGCAAAUUACAUUUUUCGUUGCUUUUUUUACCUUGGAUGCAAAACGAAUCGAAGAAAAAAGGAACGGUAUAAUACCGUGUAUUGUUCAUGAAAAUCAUGUUACGAAAAUUGUCGAUCCCAACAAAGCAUUAUCCACGAAAUUAAUAGAUCGUUUGUAUUCAAAGGUCGUUUUAACUUUACCCGGCAAAUUUAUUAUAAUAUUGAUCACGAUAAUAACAGCAUCAGCGGGUUCUGUUGGUUCGUAUCGAUUGGAACAAUGGUUUGAUCCAAUAUGGUUUUUACCAAAGGGUACACAUUUGAACGAUUAUAUUGCCGCGAGGCAUCAAUAUUUUUCGCAAAAGGGUCACAGUGCUUACGUAUUUAUCGGUAACAUCGAUUAUCCAUCUGAAUUCUCUAAGAUAAUGACGCUAACGUCUAACUUGAAGAAUUUAUCAUCAGUAGAGAAAAUCGAAUCUUGGCCAGAUCAUUUUGCAAAUUUCGUUAAGAAAUUUUAUCAAGCAGAUUUAACGAAGGACGAUAUAAAACAGGAAGAUUUUCAACGAUAUUUAUCGAAAUUUCUCUUCAGUCGAGCGGGUGGAAAAUAUCAAAUGAAUUUUCGUUUCAACGGAAAACUCAAAUGUGGGGAGAACGCGCCACCAAUUUUAAUCGCUACUAUAGAAUUUUUCUUUAGAAAAUUUUCCGGCCCACACGAAUGGAUCCCAGCGAUGGAUGAUACUAAAAAAAUAGCAAGAGAAACUGGAAUCGAUGGAUUCGUUACGAUUUGGAGUAAAAUGUUUAGCACAUGGGUGACCGAUAAAUUAAUCGCGCAGGAAGUCCUACGGAAUAUUAUUUUAGCUCUAAUAUGUGUAAUGGCUACUACAGCGAUAUUGAUAGCAGAACCACAAACAUGUUUUUGGAUUUUGUUGUGCGUACUUUUAACGCUACUCAAUGUAUGUGGAUUCAUGUAUUUUUGGGGUUUGACGAUCGACAUAGUCUCUUGCAUAGGUCUCGAGUUAGCGGUUGGUUUGAGCGUAGAUUAUGCGGCACACAUAGCACAUGCUUUUCUAAAUGCAUCGUCACAGGAAAAGAAAAAGGAUCAAGAUCGUAAGAUAAGAGCAUUGAUCGCAGUUAAACACAUCGGAGCUGCUGUAGCCUAUGGUGCAGGAUCAACUUUGUUAGCACUCUCGAUGUUGGCUUUUUCGGACGCCUAUGUGUUUCGUGCAUUUUUCAAAAUAUUCUUCUUGGUAAUAUUAUUUGGUCUUUGGCACGGUUUAUUUCUCUUACCCGUUGUAUUGAGUACAGUUGGUCCACGGAGUCUUCGACGUAAUAACGAACGACCAUCGCGCGAUUUUGAUAAUUUAACGACGGCAACAACGGACGAAGAAGUAGAUAAACCGUUGAACAAGGAAACGGAAAAUUGAAAUUAUAUGUACUUUAUCUCAUCUAUUGAGAUUUGAUUUUUGUGGGCGUGGGCGUGGGCGUGGGCGGGCGUGUAUGCGCGUUUUCACAAAGAUUAAAGAACGAAAAAAAGAAAAUCGAAAGCUCUCGCUCUGCGCCAUUUUUUUUUUUCUUUAUCAAUAAUAUUUAUUUUUGGUUCAAUAAACAUACAAAAUUAUUACACUAUUCGUACUAUUAAUCACACAUUUAUACAAAAAUAAUAAUAAUAAUAAUAAUAAUAAUAAUAAUAAUAAAAAUAAUAAUUAAUAAUAAUAAUAAAAGUCGGAUAACUUAAAAACGGCAUUAUUUAUAAUAUAUUUAUAUAAUAUAUUAAGAUAUUAAUAAAAAAACAAGUACAAAAUAAUAUUGUAGCAAGGAUUGAUAUAGAGAUUUAUUAUUUUUAAUAAUUAUCGAUCGGAAAAGGAACAUGACUAUUAUAAACGUAACGUAAUCUCGUGUUCUUCUUGUUGGAUGCGUUCUUUUCUUUUCGUUUCUUUUCCUUUCCUUUCCUUUCCUUUCCUUUCUUUCUUUCUUUCUUUUUUUUUCUUCCUCUUGCUUUUCUCAAUAUGUAUAAUCGUAAUUAAUGUUUAUGACGUAAAAAUGAGCGACGAGGGAGCGGACCAUGGAUGCGAUCAUUGUCCUCCCUCCGCUGUCUCUCUCAGUCUUGCACAGUCUAAAAACAUUCGUACGAUUCUCUUUCAUCAUUUUUCUAUAUCCUAUUCUAUUCUCUAUCUCUUUC